Molecule: messenger RNA, 1215 nt
Organism: Colletotrichum karsti
Lineage: Eukaryota; Fungi; Ascomycota; Sordariomycetes; Glomerellales; Glomerellaceae
Exons: 2
Coding region: 1-1215 (404 amino acids)
Source: RefSeq, a predicted model, not a curated record
AUGCACCUGCCAUUCCGGUCCCAGGCCUCUGCCCAAGAGUGCCCAGAGCCUUCGUUCCCCGAGGAUAUAAGCUUCGAUGACAACCACAAACCCGACUUUGUUGUUAUUCCCUCCGAGGACGGGGUUGCAGACCUGAAAAAUAAAGUCCUCGAAGAAGUCUUUAAGUCUCUUGAGGACCCCAAUAUAGAGCGCGAACAACUUGAGGAGAUGCUCCGCUUCCAUGCUCACACGGGGCCAGCCUCCCAGUCACUGGACCCAUACAUGGACAACAUCGAAGAACGAAUGGAAAUACUUAAAUGGAUGAAGACGGCGUCUUUUAAGAUGUCGAAUGUUCCUGGGGACAAAACGACUACGAAGAUCAACCCGGAGCUCAUCACCACUCUCGUCUGGGCGUCCUUCGUCCUCGCCCCCAUCGAGGUUCUCCGAGCCUGGCGCACGAGACACAGGCGGGGAGAAUGUAUGAAGGACUUGUUAUCGGUCAUUGAAGACCUCGGAUAUCACCUGCCCCGUCUAGUCAAGAGUUUUGGGCGAAGAAACGAUUGCCCCAAGAUUGAAGACGAAAUUGUCAGAGCCAGAGACGGCGACGUCUGCCCGUUGACCAAGGUGGAGAAUCGCUUCGGUGACAACGACGAUACCACCAUAAUGUACCACAUACACCCAUUCAGUAAUGAGGCCGUUCUCGAACAGACGCACGCGGCACUCAAAGUCCUGUCAUGCUUCUGGGGCUGCGACUUCACGACACGAUGCCGCAAGCUUUUGACGAAGAGUGGUCUCGAAGACCCCAAGAACAUCGUAACCUUGAGCCUCGUGGCCGUCCCCGGGCUGAAGGAAGGCUUUUGCACCAUCGAGCCCCUCUCAGUGUCUGCCGAUGGGUUGACGAUGCGUGCUCGUCACCGCCUAUUGCGGUUUUCGAACCUGAUCGAGUCUGAGUCUGCGACGGUGUCUCUCGACGAGGACCCGCGGGACGUGUUACAGCCCAGAUUUAUGAUGGACCUGUAUUUUCCGGUUCGUUUGGUUCAGGUCAGGACGAACCAAGUUAUUCAUGAUGGGUUUGAGUUUGAGAUCACCUCGGAUGACCCCGAAACGCUCCCUAGCUCUGAUCUUUUGGAACUUCAACAUCGGGUGUUUAUGAUUACGGCUUUGUCUGGCCUUUUAGAUACCAGCAUUCUAUCUCGAGAUGAGGCAUCCGAAGGCUUCGACCCAAGGUCAGACUAG